CCCGUCCGCCCGCCCGUCCCGCCCGCGGUUCCUCGGGCUCGGUCCGGUCCCGCGCCGCCUUCCCGCCAGCCAUGAGCUCCACGCAGUUCAACAAGGGGCCGUCGUACGGGCUCUCGGCCGAGGUCAAGAACCGGCUCCUGUCCAAGUAUGAUCCCCACAAGGAGGCUGAGCUCCGCAGCUGGAUCGAGGGACUCACAGGCCUGUCCAUUGGCCCCGACUUCCAGAAGGGUCUGAAGGAUGGGGUUAUCUUAUGCACACUCAUGAACAAGCUGCAGCCAGGCUCUGUCCCCAAGAUCAACCGCUCCAUGCAGAACUGGCACCAGCUAGAAAACCUCUCCAACUUCAUCAAAGCCAUGGUCAGCUAUGGCAUGAACCCUGUGGACCUGUUUGAGGCCAACGACCUGUUCGAGAGUGGGAACAUGACGCAGGUGCAGGUGUCUCUUCUUGCGCUGGCAGGCAAGGCCAAGACAAAGGGGUUGCACAGUGGUGUGGACAUUGGAGUAAAGUAUUCAGAGAAACAGCAGCGGAACUUUGAUGACGCCACCAUGAAGGCUGGCCAGUGUGUCAUUGGGCUGCAGAUGGGCACCAACAAAUGUGCCAGCCAAUCUGGCAUGACGGCCUAUGGGACCAGGCGGCAUCUCUAUGACCCCAAGAACCACAUCCUGCCACCUAUGGACCACUCCACCAUCAGCCUCCAGAUGGGAACAAACAAGUGUGCCAGCCAGGUGGGCAUGACUGCUCCAGGGACCCGGAGGCACAUCUAUGACACCAAGCUGGGGACCGACAAGUGUGACAACUCCUCCAUGUCCCUGCAGAUGGGCUACACACAGGGAGCCAACCAGAGUGGCCAGGUCUUUGGCCUGGGGCGGCAGAUAUAUGACCCCAAGUAUUGCCCACAAGGCCCAACCGACGGGGCUCCACUGGGUGCCACCGACUGCCCUGGGGAGGGCUCAGAGUAUCCCUCCUAUUACCAGGAGGAGGCCGGCUACUGAAGCCCCAGGGGUGCCGACUCCCUACCUCAGCACCCCAUUUGGAUUCGUGGGUUUUGUCUUUUUUUUUUUUUUUUUAAAACAAUCAUGU
Molecule: messenger RNA, 1080 nt
Organism: Castor canadensis (American beaver)
Lineage: Eukaryota; Metazoa; Chordata; Mammalia; Rodentia; Castoridae
Gene: Cnn2
Product: calponin 2
Biological process (GO): actin filament organization; actomyosin structure organization
Cellular component (GO): actin cytoskeleton; focal adhesion
Molecular function (GO): actin filament binding
Source: RefSeq, a predicted model, not a curated record